This is a messenger RNA of Leucoraja erinaceus (little skate), 4722 nucleotides long. Its product is annotated as chondroadherin-like. The coding region runs from base 182 to 2098 and encodes 638 amino acids. Lineage: Eukaryota; Metazoa; Chordata; Chondrichthyes; Rajiformes; Rajidae. The transcript has 4 exons. Gene Ontology annotation, molecular function: protein binding. The record is from RefSeq and is a predicted model, not a curated record.
GUGGGGAGGGAGGGAGACUCUCCACACGGAGACACAAGUCGGAGCAGCCUCUUGCGGCAGGAGCUGUCUGCCGUGACGGGGUGAGUGGACCUUCCGACCCAGUCACUGGCAGUGGCCGUGGUCCGAUCACCGUCCAGCUCGGAGGCUGGCAGUGGGAUCCCCGUCUGCUUCCCCAAAGGAGAUGCCGCUCCUGGGAUUCCUCCUAUGCUGGGCGACGCUGGUGUGUUUCUUCACCACGGCGGUGGAAAGCCCGGAGAACGACCAGUGCCCGCAAGGAUGCAAGUGCUUUGCUCACCGCCUGCACGUCAGCUGCACCAAUAUCAGCCUGGCCGACAUCCCCGCCCAGCUGCCCAACUUCACCUCCGAGCUGCGCCUCAGCUCCGAGCGCCUGCCGGAGAUCACGCCCAAUGCUUUCCUCAACCUGUCCGCUCUGACCACCCUGUACCUGAACAACAACAACAUCAGCAGGCUGGCUCCAGGGGCCUUCAAUGGGCUGGCUCAACUGGUAUACCUGCACCUUAACGACAACGGCAUCGAAGAGCUGCAGGUUGGAGUAUUUGACAACGUAACCAAACUAGUUUACCUACACUUGGAAAACAAUCUCCUUGCCAACAUCGUACCAGGUGUGUUCUCCUCCUUGAUAAAACUCAACGUUCUCAACCUCAGUAACAACCGUCUCACCAGCGUGUCGGAAGGGACAUUCAAGGGGCUGCUGGCACUGCGAUGGCUAUUCCUCAGCAAUAACCAAAUCAAGGCCAUUUCUUCGAGGGCCUUUGUUGGCAACAGAGCCCUGAGGAAGCUUUACCUCGACAACAACCAGCUGACAGCCGUGCCGCUCCGUACCCUGAAGAGACUGGAACUCCUGGAGAUUAGCAGCAACAACAUCUCCAGUUUGAACGCGGUCGUUUUUAAUAGAAAGCUAAAGGUCUUGAUCCAGCUGUAUAUGGACAACAUGUUUCUGGACCGAGACCCGAGUUGGGCACUUUCCAAGUUCCGACAGCUGGAGAUACUGAGCAUGAGGAACAACCGCUUGUCGACCUUAUCCCACAACAAAUCCUUCAAGUCCGUCAAGCAGUUUGGACUGAGCGGGAACGCCUGGAAGUGCGACUGCCAACUGCUCUGGCUCCGAGCUUGGCUUCUGAAACACGGAGUGACAGACCAGAGAGAGGUCACGUGUAGUUCGCCCAGUACCCAUUCCGGGAAACUGCUGGUCAAUAUACAGACAGAGUUUCUGACUUGCCCUCCGUAUGGUUUUGAAGUCACUGCCACUCCAUGGCAAAGGGACAGUAACAAAGGUUCCACUCCGAGAGGUCUUCCUUCAACCCAAGGGACUGCUCAGGCCACCUCUCCAAACGCAAGCAGCAAGCAGCCAACCAUGAGGGCCAACACUGUGGAAAAGGCCCUCCCCGUCUAUCCUGACCCAUGUCUCUCAAAUCGGAUCAAAGAGGUCACAGUGGAUGAAGUGAGCACAAACUCCUUGCUGGUGAACUGGGAUGUCCGGAAAGAUGUGGGCGAUGAAUACGAGGUUCGCUACAGCACUGCGGCAAAAGUGAAAAUCCUUGACAUGAUUGGUGGUGUUAGGGAAGUGGAACUGAGUCAACUCAAGGCGGGAACACGUUAUAAAAUCUGCGUGAUCCCUAAAAGCAACAGCAUGCAUUUAUGCCAUCGCCCCUCUUCCAAUCAAUGCUUAGAGGCACAUACCGCUGGACUACCGGGUAGUGCAGAGGCUGUACAGUCCGGAGACAAGAAUGGACAAUAUGCAAUAGUGGGAGGAAUUACUUUGAUGGUGGUUCUGGUCGUUAUCAGCGCUGUGAUUGCUGCCGUCAAACUCAAGUCAAGGCGCAUAAGCUUCCAGAGACAUUACGAUGAGGAUGAAUCCACAUUCGUUGAACAUUUUGAAAUAGAUCCAAGCAAGAUGGACUUUGAUCAAAUCAACAGCGCUUUCGAAGAUACCAUUGACGACAGCAAUGUGCAUGUCUCUCACGUGGUUCAAAGUCCAAAGGUUGAGAACGUGUGCACGGUGGAUUGCUACACCGCCCCCGCAGCAGAGUUAGGGGCCGCAGUUAAAUGUACAUCAUUCAGCAACGACAUCUUGUAACACGCAACAUCGAUUUGAUAUCACUGACGCAUUGGCAACAACGGCUAAUCAGCCCGAUUCCAAAUAGUUUGAAAAAACCACGUGCCUUCACUAAAAUACAAUUCAUAUCUGGAGACAAGGAAUAGGUGAUGUUUCGGGUUGAGAACCUUCUUCAGACUGAGUCAGGGGAAAGCCCUUUAGCUUGGCUCCUUAAGUCUGAGGAAGGAACUUGACCAGAAAUAUCAUCUAUCCCUUUUCUCCAGAGAUGCAGGCUAACCUGCUGAGUUACUCCACCUUUCAGUUUCAACCAAUAUCUGCAGUUCCUUCCAACAUAUAACAUUCAUUUAAUCCUUCUGAACAAGGGCACAAUUUACUUGUACAUUUGAUUCUUUUUACUGGAGAAAACAUGACUUUGGAGAGGGAAAAUACUGAUUCAAUGCAUCUAACUGCAGCAGUGUGUUCAGUUUUCAAAACCAAAAGAUCUGAUGCUGUUACUGUUCAGCGAUUCGUGGCAUGGCUUAGCUAAUGUUUCAUCCUUCAAAUCUGCGUCAUUAAUGUAGAUCAAGUGUUAACCACUUCAUUGACUGCCAAUUAUUCCUGCAACAGUAAAUAUGGUUCAAAAACAUUUUAUGGACUGUGAAGUACUCCAAGAUACAUGGUUGUAAAAGAUGCUGUAUAAAUUGAAGAUGGCCCAUUCUCUUUGCCAGUGUCUCUGCUUUUUAUUUUUAAACAUAGAUUUGAACACUUGUCAAAGGUGCAUGGAAACCAUUUUGGAUUAGUCUCCGAAAUGACCAAAUGGGAGCUCAUAGGUUCAUAAGUGAUAGGAGCAGUGUUAGGCCAUUCGGCCCAUCAAGUCUGAUUCCAGACUGAUUCCUGGGAUGGCAGGACUUUCAUAUGAAGAAAGACUGGAUAGACUCGGCUUGUACACGCUAGAAUUUAGAAGAUUGAGGGGGGGGGAUCUUAUAGAAACUUACAAAAUUCUUAAGGGGUUCGACAGGCUAGAUGCAGGAAGAUUGUUCCCGGUGUUGGGGAAGUCCAGAACUAGGGGUCACAGUUUAAGGAUAAGAGGGAAGUCUUUUAGGACCGAGAUGAGAAAAACAUUUUCACACAGAGAGUGGUGAAUCUGUGGAAUUCUCUGCCACAGAAGGUAGUUGAGGCCACAGUUCAUUGGCUGCAUUUAAGAGGGAGUUAGAUGUGGCCCUUGUGGCUAAAGGGAUCAGGGGGUAUGGAGAGAAGGCAGGGAUGGGAUACCGAGUUGGAUGAUGAGCCAUGAUCAUAUCGAAUGGCGGUGCAGUCUCGAAGGGCCGAAUGGCCUACUCCUGCACCUAUUUUCUAUGUUUCUAAGUCUACUCCGCCAUUCAAUCAUGGCUGAUCUCUCUCGCCCCCUCCUAACCCCAUUCUCCUGCCUUCUCCCCAUAACCCCCAACACCUGUUCUAAUGCAGAAUCUAUCUAUCCAUCUCAGUCUUAAAAAUAUCCAUUGACUUGGCAUCCACAGCCUUCUGUGGCAGUUGAUCAGUUUUAAUGCCACAUGGUCCUCUUCACAGAAGGCAAAGCACAUUUCAUCACAUUAUGAAGAGGUGAAUCCUCCAUAUGCAGGUAGUUCUCCCAAUUACUUCAUUACUCCCAAUUAAUCCCCACACAGCAGCAUCUAUGGAGCGAAGGAGAUAGGCAACGUUUCGGGCCGAAGCCCUUCUUCAGACCCUCCCUCACAUGGCCAUCAACAUGUCUUGGAUUCACUUGCCACUAUCCAGCACAAUGCAAUUUACAGUAGCCCAUUAAACUACCUGCACUUUGGGAUAUGUGGGGGGAGGGGGGGGGAACUAGGAAAUGGAGAUGCCCAGUCUGUCACUGGACAAAUGUGCUAAUUCCACAAACAGAGGACAGAAUUAAACCCAGAUCACCAACUUUUGUGCUAUUGUGUCACGGACAAAAAUGACAAGUUAACAUAUUAAGCAGAGGCAGCAUGUGAGAUUCGAACACGAACCUCUGGAUGUUGUGCAUCUGAAACGUUAUGGCAAAAAAAAAAAAAAAAAAAAAAAAAAAAAAAAUUAAACUAAAAAAUUCACACCCUUUGAUCAACAAUUCCUUGUCCUUCUUCUUGGGUGCAGUUGUUUGAUCAACGCCUACUGCUAUUGUUACAGUUGAAACUGGGUUGCAACGUGCAAAGUAAGUGCACGGCGUAGUUAAGUCGAGUGAUCCAGACAGCAUGUGCAGUCGCAGAAUGAGACUCAUUUUUAAUAGAUGGACAUUAAAAGAGAACGAUGACACAAAGUGUCUUUAUCUUGAAGAUAGACUUCAAGGCAACAGAAAACAUGACACCAACCCUCACUCGAUUUGAAAGCUUUAUAUAAUCAAGCCUAUGUAAACAACAGCACAGGAGGGGUUUUUUUGGAAGUGUUCACAUCAAACUCUUAAGCCUGCUUUGCCAUUCAAUAAGGGCAUGAUGACUGUUCAACCUCCUUGUCCAUUUCCUGCACUAUCCCCAUCUUACAAGAUACAUUUAUUUGUCACAUGUACAGUGAAAUGUGUGGCUGCCAUACAUUUUCUCAACCCCCAUACAAUCUUCUCAAUUCCCCUUAAAAAACAAACAAAAAUCAUCCUGAAUACACCGUGACCGAGUUCAUUGCCCUUCAAUAGAGAAUUC